Molecule: messenger RNA, 486 nt
Organism: Vicia faba (fava bean)
Lineage: Eukaryota; Viridiplantae; Streptophyta; Magnoliopsida; Fabales; Fabaceae
Source: the annotation of a GenBank genome assembly
AUGGUACGACAAUAUUAUAAUAAGGUUGAUGUUGAUGCCUUGAAAGAAACCUUAGAGUCUUGCUUGAAAUAUAUUUAUGAGGAAUAUUGUGCUUGGUUUAUGUCUUCUCAAAGUAAUCCACGCGAGCUGCAAGUUUUUGGUAAUGUUAGGCAUCCAUACGAAACUGCUGAGUUUUAUCUUUCAGAAGGGUAUAACAAUGCAGAUAAUGAGUUAACCACUUAUCUUAGAGAGAAGUUAGAGCAUAACAUGGAGAUAAAUAUUCUCGAGUGGUGGAAAGUAAAUUUUGGUCGUUAUCCCAUCCUUGCAAAUAUUGCAAGAGACGUGCUUGCUAUACCAAUAAACACAGUGACGCCUAAAUCUGCAUUUAGCAUAGGAGAAAGGAUUUUGAUAUUUUUGAGAGAUUUGGAAUUACUUUAUACGGAAGAUGGUUCUAGUUGUUCAACUUCUUCAACCUCUGUUGCACUCGAAGAGGACUUAACGCAUUAA